AUGGCGUCGAAAGAUACGCUUCCAGCAACAGAAAACAGAAAUCAUGUCAAAGGCAUUCUGGACAGUCUGCCGUCAGGAACCCAAACACAUCGAUAUCAGGGUAAAAGAAAGCUCUUGGAUGUGGUCAGGCGCCAAGAGGCCCUGUUAGUAAAUGAUAGAGAUGGCACACAAAGCCAGUACUUGAUCGUUUCGCACAUUGAUGAGCACACUCUGCUCUCUGAAAUUCUCUGUGAGAACCAAGAUCACCUGGAACUGGAUAUUAUCAUCCACUAUUUUAAAGAGUUCUCGGUGAUGGAAAACACACUCCUGCUCAAGAUGGGCCUAAGCCCAGUCCACGAAAGCCUCCACCGCAACCUCUACGACAUAGUCAGAGACAAGCUAGAUCCCAUGGGAUUGAAACGAGACGUCCUAUCCACAGGGUCCACCGAGAUCACCCUUCGAUCCCGCCGAAAGCGACCAGAUACUGGUAUGCAGCCGCGCCGUCUGCCAAAAAACAGGAACAAAGGAUGGCCAUCGCUCAUAAUGGAGGUGGGAUAUUCCAGAUCUCGCACGAAGACCGACAAUGACGCCAAGUCCUGGAUCUGCCAGACAGAUGGAAAGAUCAAAAUCGGCCUGGCCAUAACGGCAAACCGGAACGCCCCAGAGUUCACAAUCCGGAAGUGGGUUGGGGAGGAAGGCAGCAAUGGAAUCGAGGCACACCUGGGCCAAGAAGUCAAAAUCUCGAAAAACAAAGGCAGUUCACAGGUUCGGGUGACGGGCGGACCGUUUGUUAUCGAGUUCGAGCGCCUUGUGCUGCGCGCCAAAGACGAGGAAAAGAGCCCCCCAGGAGGUCGAUAUCAAAAUUGA
Messenger RNA from Aspergillus glaucus CBS 516.65, 846 nucleotides. RefSeq lists its product as uncharacterized. Lineage: Eukaryota; Fungi; Ascomycota; Eurotiomycetes; Eurotiales; Aspergillaceae. The record is from RefSeq and is a predicted model, not a curated record. The transcript has a single exon. The coding region runs from base 1 to 846 and encodes 281 amino acids.